This is a messenger RNA of Tilletiopsis washingtonensis, 4360 nucleotides long. RefSeq lists its product as hypothetical. Lineage: Eukaryota; Fungi; Basidiomycota; Exobasidiomycetes; Entylomatales. The transcript is spliced from 12 exons. Gene Ontology annotation, cellular component: RNA polymerase II, holoenzyme. Gene Ontology annotation, molecular function: RNA polymerase II complex binding. Gene Ontology annotation, biological process: mRNA 3'-end processing. The record is from RefSeq and is a predicted model, not a curated record. Bases 177 to 4130 code for a protein of 1317 amino acids.
CGCUGACACGCCCCUCACACGCCCACAGUCUUCCGUCUCGAUCCCCUUCCCAUCCCAUCUACGCCCAUCGACGGCGCUUCUCUCGCCGACGGCGCAUCUUCUGUCCAUAGUCCAGCGUCACGUUCAUCUCCGUCUCGUUCUCGACCUUCUCUCCGCCGCCAACGCCGCAUCUCACCAUGCGUCGCGGCUUCCUCGUCUCGACGCCGCGCCGCGAAGCCGCUCCUUCUGCGGCCGCGGCUCCAGCAGGCCCCAGCUCGCCUGCAACUGGCGCAGCUUCGGCGGCUGCGGCCUCUUCGACCGCCGGCGGCAGCGGCACGCAGCCGUUCGUCCUGCGUCGCGGCUUCCUCGUGCCUGAGUCUCGCGCUGGCGCCGGCCCGACGCCUGCGGCAGCUCGUACUGGCGCAGCAUCGGCUAGCGCAGCGGGCCCGACCCAAGCCUCCGCCAGCUCAGCCUCGAGCACGGCGCCGCGUUCAGGCGCGACCCAGAGUGCGCCGCCCGUCAUUCCCUUUGCGAUCGCCGAGGGUCUGAGCCUCGAGCCCGCUGCUGUGCUGUCACGCUUCAAGAACCGCGUGCGCGCGCUCCAAGCACGCUCAACGAGCAUGAGCAUGGACGACUACCCGUGGCCGUCGCCGGUCACCGAGUAUCGCCACAUCGAAGUGAACGAUGUGCACCCGCUCCUGCGGCACAUCAACGGCUCCGGUUUCGGGCCCAUCAGAGAGCUGCACAUUCCCUUUCCCGAGUCCAAGCGCGUCCUCAAGCUUCGGCCCGAGCUUGCUCACCGUGCCCGGCUCAACGCCGAAGUCGCCGAGGCAAUGGCCGAGCUUCCCCUGGCGAGGGACCGGCGCGACUAUGCCAGGGGCAUUGAGGUCAUCAACAUCGAGCUGUUCAAGGGCGGCUGCGGCAUCGUCAAUCCGCCGUGGGCGAAGGAGUUCGGAUCGAGCUACAUCUGCCCGAUCCUGCUGCACUACAACUCUAAUCCCGCCGGGCUCGACGGCCCCAUGUUCCACGUCGAGUUCCAUGCGCCCAACACCGGCCUCGCCUAUGCUCCGAAGCGUCUUGCAGGACCUCCGAUCCGCUCGGUGGUGCCGGCUGGCAUUGCGAUGGUCGAUGCGGACCCUGCCGACACGAACAUCUUCUUCCACCAGAUCGUCUACGAAAUGCUCGACGCAGCCGGCCUUGACCCGCCGCUGCCGCACCUCUACAGGCCCGAUCUCGUCCAUCUCCAGCUGGCGCCCAGGAUGUUCAAGCCGAUCGUCACCCCUUGGCCGUCGUUCACGUUUGCCUCGAACGACAUUGCCACCUCGUGGGCAGCUGCCGAAGGCUGGCAAGCUGCGUCUGGCUCGUACUCGCCGGGAAAGGACUAUGAGCCUGGAUGGUGGGCUGCGGACGAGUCGAGCGAGCAUCGCUACCAGACCGAGCUCUACUUCGCCUCGCUCUUCUCGCCUGCAGCGGCGCGAGACGCUCUUCACCGCCUAGGGCUCAACCCAGCGAAGAAGGCAGUCUAUUUUCGUUGGCACUGCCUUUGUCUACUCGUCGAGGGCGCGACGCGGCUUCGUUCGGACGGCUUUCUGGAAGCGGCUCUGCCCUUGCGUCUGCCUAGCACCAAGCUCGAUGACCCGUGCGGUCUCACCGUCGAGAGCGAGUCGUCUGUCUGGGUGCCGCUCUUCACGGCUCAUGCUCGUCGAGGCAUGCUGAGCUCGGGGCCGUCCGUUUCGCAGCGUCUGUUUCACAUGCACACCGUCGUCCUUUCCAGCAUCCUGUCCACCGGCUUCUAUCCUCCGACGCACGGCGAGCAGGAAGUGUUUCUGCGCCGAGAGCCUGAUGCCGAGAGUGCCUCGCCGCUGUCCGGUCCUCCCAAGAAUGAGACGACACACGUCCACACCGUACGACCUGCGCGCGCCGGCAAGCCUGCCGUGAAGCUCGUCGGACGCAGCGACGACCGCCUUCUCAUCACCAGCGCCGACGCCGAGUUCGAGGGCCCUUAUCUCGGCCACGGACGUGCUGCGGUGCGUCGAUUCUCCCUCGCCGUGGCAGACGCCGCCAAGAUCCAGGCCCUUCUUCGUCUGCCGGCCUACCGCCGCCUGAUCAGCAGCGAGCAGCGCGCCAGAGACAUCACGCUCCUCUCCAUCCUCGAUGCCUCGAUCCGAAUCGUCCAGGAUCCCGUCUCUUCCUUCUUUCCUCUGUCUCAGUUCGAGGCCUUGCGCAAGCAUGCUCGUGAAGGGCUGGCGUCGGACGCCGCGAACGGCAUCGACCCAGCCACACGUUACAAGAAGACCGACGCCCCUGAGGCACAGAGCGACGGCGUGUCUCCGCCCGGUCCGACACGUGCGGCUUCUUCCUCUCACGACGUCGACGAUCAGACGGCGUCUUCCGCUCCGGCAGCCCCUGCACUGCCGGAGGAGAAAGUAGCCGAUCCUCACGCCAGCGCCAGUGAUGCCGCUCUCGUCGAUGUCCGCAGCGUCGCCGCCGACAGCGGCGCUGCUGCCGCCGGCGCUUCCGAGCACGUGCGUACUCGCCGAGCCUCUGUGCCGGCCUUGCCCUCGCAGGCCCCGCCGCCGUUGGAGGUCGACGCGGCUGCAUCCCCGGCCACCUCCGAGCCGCACGGCCUCCCGAUGCUUGCAGCCGCGCCUCCUCCUGGUGAUGAAGCAUACAUCGAGCUCACCCCCGACUUCCUGCGGGCUGCUGCUGAGGCGUUGGGCCCAGCGCUAUCCUCUGCAAUGGAUCUCACCAGCGCUAUGCAAGUCGCUCCAGCACGUCCUGCGCUCCAACAUCAAAUCGCGGCCAGUCCUGGCAAGCUGUCAGCCCGGCUCUGGCGCAAGUUGCCAGCCGAGAUCAAGGUUCUCAUCCUAGAGCACUGGCUCGACACUCCGCCCGAGCCUCGCGUUUUCAGGAAGAGCGAGGCUCGCCGCCGCGCACUGCUGCUGGCGCAAGUUGGCAACAAAGCUCUCCUCGCGCUUGCGCGUCAGCGUCUGUGGAGCCGACCGGACAUUGCGUGGGAAAGAGCGAAGAAGGGCGCCAGAGGCUCUGCGCUCAGGCUGCUGCGAACCCAGGCGCCGCUCGCGCCGGCUAUCAUGCCGAUCGUCAAGCAUCUCAACAGACCCAUGCCCAAGGGCGCAGAAGAUGACUUGGAGAAAGUCGAGACGCUCGCACGAUCCGUCAUGCGCGACUUCCCCGCCCUGCGCACGCUCGCUCUGCAGAGCACGACAAACGACUGGCCCGUCUCGCUGCUGCUCGAGCGUCCAGAGGGAGGCGACGUCACGCGCAUGUCUUUCUACGGCUCCCACUUCCGAUCUCUCCGACCGCUCCUCCUCAACUGCAGCUGCAGCUCACCGGAGGGCGACGGCGGCGACACGCCAUGCGCGCGCAAGUACCCCUUCCAGCAGCUGGAAGAGCUCUCCUUGACGGUCUGGGACCUCUGCACGGCCGCCGUCGAUGCGAUCCUGCACACCCUCACUCCGCUGCUGUUCUGUCCGCCGGCUCGUCUUCGCUCGGUGAUCCUCCGCGUAGCACGCCACGACCGGUACAAUGGCACCUUCGGCGUCGCGUCCGAUGACCGUGCCGACUCCUGGCAGCGUCUUCUCUGCUUCGCGCACAAGCAGAACGAGACGCCGUUCCAUCUCUCGGAUUUCAGCGGGCAGCGGACGUGCUCGGGUGGUCAGACCAACCCUGGCCCCGUCAGGAUCUACGUGACGGACCUCACCGGUGUCGAUGAGACGAUCUCGCCCGCCAAGACGUCUGCCCGCAUGGCGCAGAGCGAGCAGCGCUCCAUCGCGCUCGGACAGCCGUCCGUUUGGUCAUUCAGCGAGCACGUCAACGCCACGCUGCCCGACCACGAGGGCGAGCGCAUCCUCGCCUCUCUCUGGGUCCCCGACGGCGAUGAGGGUCGCUUCCUUAACGAUGCCAGCGAGCUAGACGCGUGGGUCUCGCUCGAGGAGGACCCGGACCGCUGCGAGCACCCCGAGGUGGGCCCGGAGCAUGAUGCAUCCCCGCCGGCGUCGGUGCAGGCCGCGUGCGCCGACGGCUGGACCGUGGGCAUCCGCUGUGUGCCCACCCUCGCCGGCCACAGGCGCCACAUCACCACGGAGAUCACCAUCAACUCAACGGUCUGUGCGUGCGGCAUGGUGCACUAGCUGCGCCGGCUCCGCCGCGUCAGCCGCGAGCGAGAGCCGUUCGGUGGCCGCGGGCAGUUCCCGCCGUGCACGUCGUCCCAGGCCCGCUCGCUUUCCGCUGCCGUCUUUGGCGGCGAGCGAGAGCCGUUCGACAGCGCGCCGCCGUGCACGUCGUCCCAGGCCCGCUCUCUUCCCGUUCCCUGUCUUGUCACGACCGUCUUGUCCCUCUUACCUCACGCGAUGCAACCCUC